Catharus ustulatus (Swainson's thrush) is the source of this 1569-nucleotide messenger RNA. RefSeq names its product ras homolog family member H (gene RHOH). Gene Ontology annotation, biological process: small GTPase-mediated signal transduction. The transcript is spliced from 3 exons. Gene Ontology annotation, molecular function: GTPase activity; GTP binding. NCBI's taxonomy places the organism in Eukaryota, Metazoa, Chordata, Aves, Passeriformes, Turdidae. Bases 573 to 1148 code for a protein of 191 amino acids. The record is from RefSeq and is a predicted model, not a curated record.
AGAUGAACUAGACCCAUGGCCAGGAUUACUUUGGCCUGUAUGCACAGGUGUCUCUGGUUAGCUUUAGAGCUUUUGGAUUUUUUGUCCUCUCAAUGAUAUAAUUGUUCUAAUCUGCUAAAAAAGAAGACAAUCUGAAAAAACCAGGAACACAGAACACCACUCUUCUUUUUCUCUACCCUUGUCUCAUCUCAGAUAGUUGACUUCCGUAACGUUUAUUUUCAACAGCCUCUUUCAGCUUCCUGCCUCUGCUGUGUUUCCACCUCUGGAUGGGGCAGAAGUUGAGCUGUGGCAUCUGACAGAGGGCAGCUUUAACGUGGGAUUUAUCCUGAAUAAAAUACUUGCAGAAGAAAAAGAAACGUCAUUUGACUCACUGAAGAUUUAAAACCAACAAAGUCAUGUGGGAGAAAACAAAAUUUUAGUCUCAAGUGAUGGAAUCAAGUCAUAAGAAGUAAAGAGAUUUGGAUGGUUUCUUACUAAAUGGAAGUUAUAUAGAAGGCCUCUAAGACCACUGCAUCUCUCCAUCCCACGCCUGCUGCACAGAGACUGCACUCUUGGCCUUGGACGCUGAUAAAAUGCUGGAUUCAGUCAAGUGUGUUCUGGUGGGAGACUCUGCUGUUGGGAAAACAUCUCUCUUGGUACGUUUCACCUCUGAGACUUUUCCAGAUGACUACAGACCCACCGUAUAUGAAAAUACUGGAGUGGAUGUCUUCAUGGACGGUGUACAGAUCAGCUUAGGUCUUUGGGACACAUCUGGCAGUGAUGCAUUUAAAGGCAUUCGCCCCCUCUCCUACCAACAGGCAGAUGUGGUAUUAAUGUGCUACUCGGUGGCAAACCACAAUUCCUUUCUGAACCUGAGGAACAAAUGGAUCAGUGAGAUCCGCAGCCAUUUGCCCCGCAUCCCCGUUUUGGUGGUGGCCACUCAGACUGACCAGCGUGAUGUGGGUCCUUACAGCUCCUCCUGCAUCAGCCCUAUAGAUGGAAAGCGGCUCGCCCAGGAAGUGCGAGCCAAAGGCUAUUUGGAGUGCUCUGCCCUCAGCAACAGGGGAGUGCAGCAGGUGUUUGAGUAUGCUGUGAGGACAGCGGUCAAUCAAGCCAAAAGACAGAACAGGCGGAAGCUCUUCUCCAUUAACGAGUGCAAGAUCUUUUGAGGACUGUCAGCAGUGGUUUUGCUCACAUUUGUUCUUUCUGUUUUCUCACAAAGAUACUGCAGCAGAGAGAAUGGGAAGUGAAUCAAGGGAGGGCUCCUGGCAGGACGACAGUGCAGGUGCCUCUUUUGAGACAAAUGUGCUCUUUAUCUGAUCCUCUACUCUACAAAACACGAGAGCGCUAUCUUGAAAAAUUAAAGGUGCAUACCCUUAUUCACAAGCCUGUGUUUGGACUUUGCUAGCCUGAACUGGAGCAGACCUAGCCUGCAGAUCUGCAGAUAAUAGCAGUACUGAUUUUGAUUUUGUUUCUGUCAAUGUUCCUCAGUUGUUGGUUUGUGUGCAUCUUCAUUUAUUUAAUGAUGAACUUCUGCCUGGAUCAGCCCCCCACCUCUGUCCUUGUGGAUAUUUUUUUUUACUUAAGAAU